Encephalitozoon romaleae SJ-2008 is the source of this 1269-nucleotide messenger RNA. RefSeq names its product enolase. Gene Ontology annotation, molecular function: magnesium ion binding; phosphopyruvate hydratase activity. The transcript has a single exon. Gene Ontology annotation, cellular component: phosphopyruvate hydratase complex. Bases 1 to 1269 code for a protein of 422 amino acids. Gene Ontology annotation, biological process: glycolytic process. The record is from RefSeq and is a predicted model, not a curated record. NCBI's taxonomy places the organism in Eukaryota, Fungi, Microsporidia, Unikaryonidae.
AUGGCCACUAAGUCUCAAACAAAACAGAGGAUGAAAAUCAAGGAUGCCUUGCUAAGUAUUAAGUCAAGAAUGAUACUCACAAGUAGAGGCUAUCCAACAGUGGAGGUUGACUUAAUAACGGGUAAAGGUGUGUAUAGGUCUUCUUGCCCAUCAGGCGCAUCUAGAGGUUCAAAAGAAGCUGUGGUAAUCUCUGAUGGAGGAAACCUUUAUAAUGGAAGAGGUGUAAGAGCUGUUAUAAACAACAUCAAUGAUAUAUCAAGAAGUUUACUUGAACUAGAAUACAAUGCGGCUGAUCAACAAAACAUAGACAAUUUCCUACUAGAUCUGGAUGGAACAAACAACAAAUCAAAGAUAGGAGGGAAUGGAAUAAUAGCACUUUCCACGGCUUUCUGUAAAAUGGGUGCAGGAUACUCAAAUAAACGAGUGGAUGAGUUUAUUUCGAGCAUAGGACCAUUCAAAAGAAAGAUGCCUAUUCCUCAUUUCAAUGUUUUAAACGGAGGAGUUCACUCCGGAAAUGCAAUGACGGUACAAGAGAUCAUGGUUGUAUAUCAACACAAUGACUUAGAAAGAAAUAUUGAGUGUGGAUGUGUAUUGUAUGAAUCUUUGAAGAAAACGAUAUCCGAGAAGUAUGGUGUAUUGCAUACUUCGGUGGGGGAUGAAGGAGGGUUUGCACCUCCUAUAGAGAAGUUAGAGGAUGGGCUAGAUCUAAUAUUAGAAGCCUCCAGAAGAUGCAACAGAACAGAUAUGAAAAUUGCUAUUGACUUUGCAGCAAAUGAGUUUACAAGGGAUGAUGGGAAAUAUGAACUUGAUGGAGAGGUCUAUACUACAAGAGACCUUGGGGAAAAGUAUAUGGAAGUCAUUAGGAAGUAUCCUCAGAUAUAUAGCCUUGAAGAUCCAUUUUCAGAAAAAGACUAUGACGGAUGGAGGUGGAUAAAUGCUAAAGUUGGAGACAAAAUCAAUAUUGUUGGUGAUGACCUGACUGCCACUAAUCCACAACUUGUUGAAAAUGCAGGCCUAAGAAAAAUGUGCAACACACUUCUAGUAAAGCCCAACCAGAUAGGUACAAUUAGUGAGACAAUAAAGGCAAUAAAGAUUGCUCGAAAGUACGGAAUGAAAAUUAUGGUUUCUCAUAGAAGCGGAGAAACAGAAGAUCACUUCAUAAGCGAUUUAUCAGUAGGUGUUGGUGCUGAAUAUAUGAAGUCAGGUGCACCUUGUCGUGGUGAGAGGGUUAGUAAGUACAAUCAACUACUUAGAUUGAAUGAGUAUUAA